GCCGCUAUUGGCUGGGCGGGGGCGCGCGGCGGGGCGAGGCCUGGAGGGCGAAUGGCGCGAGCGGAGCCGCCGGCCGCCACCUUCGAGCGGCGGGUGCUGCGGAGCGCCGCGGAGCACCACUACCUGCGUGUCCGCCUGGAGCUGCCGGACGGCGGGGCACGGCCCAGCGUCGCGCAGUUCAAGCAGCUGGUGGUGUCGGCGCUGAGGGAGCUGCACGGAGAGGUUGGAGCAGCUUUGCCUGUUGAUGUCUUAAUAUAUGAGGAGAAAACUCUGUCUGCCAUAUUAAGAGUUAUUAGCAGUGGCCUUGUCAAGCUGUGGAGUGCCUUAACGUUGUUGGGCUUCUACCAGAACAGGAGGUGUGCCUUUCGAGUGCUGCAGGUAAAGCCCUGCGGGGGCUGGAUGGCUUCCCCCAAACGUCAGUUCUUGCUCCAAGGUUGCCUGGCUAGCUGGGUACUCUGCCUCUUCAUAGAAAGAUGGCCUAAGUGCAAAAAUGUCUUGGUUUGGGUGUGAAAUGCUUUUCAGUGCAAGUGUGUAGGCCUGUGUUUAAGCUAUUCUUAUUUUAUAAUGAAUCUUGUAAAGUGUGACAGUAGUUGCUGUUUCAUUACUUUCUGGUCUCAUUCCAACGAGAAGUCCUGAUCUUGUUAAUACAUCUGUGAGAAAAUAAGUUCUGGAAAGUUUUGUUCUUGGUCCACACCUUGGUCCAAUCUUUCAUUUUCGCUACCCCAUUUCUUCCCUUUCUAGAAGUCACUGUCAACUGCUCUCAUUUAAAAAUGCAUACACAAACAUGCACUUCCAGAGCUUAUUUUUUCCUGAGAAUGCCACUUAAUAAAAUGAGUUCCAAGACUUCUUUGUCUCCAAAGCAAUGGCUAAACAAAAAUCUGCUUGGGCAUGGCUCUAAGUUUUUAAUCUUUUCUCUAAAAGGGGAAUUUGAAUAUUUUCAACUUUGAGUGCAUUUGAUGGCAUUUUGUUUAUUUUUUUAAAUGCUUUAGUUUGUUUCUUGCUUUGUUUUUGUUUCCCACCCAAAUUAGACAUCUCCAUUUCUUCUUGCGUUAUCUGGGAACAGCAGAGAACUAGUCUUGGACUGAAUGCACGUGUUGAUUUGCUUGUACAAAGAAGAAGUUACUUGAGAUGUUGCAACCCUUCAGGUAUGGAAUUUCUGGAGGGGAUUUCCGACAAAGAGCCUUGACAAAGCUAACAGUUAUCAACUCACUGCUUGGACGUCCCUUCCCUCAGCAUUUACACGUAAAAGUUGGAGACAAAGCUGAGCUUACAAAAGCUUUUACACAGAAUGAUGUUGUUACUUUUUCUGAUUUAACAGGUGACACAAAUCCUUUGCAUUUAAAUGAAGAUUUUGCAAAGAAAUCUAGGUUUGGGAGAACUAUUGUGCAUGGAGUUUUGAUCAAUGGACUUAUUUCUGCAGUUCUGGGUACUAAAAUGCCUGGUCAAGGUUGUGUGUUUCUUUCUCAGGAGAUCCGAUUUCCAGCUCCUUUGUAUACUGGUGAAGAAGUCAUAGCUGCUGUGGAAGUUAAACGACUGAAGGGUUCUAUUGCACACGUUUCAGUAUCGUGUAAAGUCAAAGAAAGUGGAAAGACUGUUAUGGAAGGGAUGGUGAAAGUCAUGGUGUCGGACAGUUAGAGCUGUUGAUCCUAUGCUGCUUUACUAUAAAGGCCAGAGAUAUACGCU
Grus americana (Whooping crane) is the source of this 1683-nucleotide messenger RNA. It is a transcript of the gene RPP14, whose product is annotated as ribonuclease P/MRP subunit p14. The record is from RefSeq and is a predicted model, not a curated record. Lineage: Eukaryota; Metazoa; Chordata; Aves; Gruiformes; Gruidae. Bases 52 to 510 code for a protein of 152 amino acids. Gene Ontology annotation, biological process: tRNA 5'-leader removal. Gene Ontology annotation, cellular component: ribonuclease P complex. The transcript is spliced from 4 exons.